AUGGAUACCGUCGGCAGGGAGAAACUUCAGGAUUUUCUAAGAAUUAAACAGGAUAACAGUAUGAACAGAAAUACUGUCGGCGGCCGAAACAACCUGGCCGGCAUAACAUUAACCGCUGUCUUGAGCGACAGAAGGUUACCGUCGGAAGGUCCGGAGGUGUCGUCACCGCCACGGAUCCAGUCAUUUCGAACACUGUUAGAUAUAAUCCAAGAGGACCAAACGUUUAACAAUGCGCAUAUGAAGGAUAACAAAAAGAGCUGGAAAGGUUUAAAAGGCAAGCUUCGCUUCCGCCGCGGUGGCUCCGGGCCCGGUUCAUCCUGGACCUCCUCAAUGCGCAUGCCCACCUCUGAAACCCCCAUCAAUCGAGGCAACAAUACAAACGCCGUGAAUAGUACCAGUAGCCGGAUGUUCACGCAGCCCUACUUGGACCAGUCCACUCAGCCAGAUAUUGCCACAGUGUCUGAUGUAGAUAGAGACCUGAUGUCAUACCGGAGAAGCAGCUCAUCCCCAAGUUACCAGUGGAAUGCGAACCGUGCGGCGGGGAGAACAAACGAGGAUACUAAUUCAUUAUCAGUGCCGGGAGCAAGGGAAGAUGAAGGAGAUGAAGCAUCACCCACAGAGGUAGAGGCAGAACAAGUCCAAGGCGAAGGCGGGAGCGAAGAGGAGGAGAUGGGAAACGAAGAGAGUGGAGGGGAGCGGCAGCCAGUGAGGAUGUCAUUAAUGGCAUUGUUGGCAGAGACAGAUAGGGAAAUGGGAUUGGGUGGAUCAGCGUACUCGACCGAGGAGGAGGACAAUGACAGUGGCGCCGCUGCCCCCACCGUCACCGAUUAUAACAGCUGUUGUGUGUGCAUGGACUUUAUAUCGAGGGCCACAAUUGCCUCUGUGAACUGUAUGGACAGUGGCAGGAUGAAUGAAUUACUUGAUCAAAGAGUUCUAGUGUCUUCUCAAUAA
This is a messenger RNA of Fraxinus pennsylvanica, 951 nucleotides long. The record is from the annotation of a GenBank genome assembly. NCBI's taxonomy places the organism in Eukaryota, Viridiplantae, Streptophyta, Magnoliopsida, Lamiales, Oleaceae.